AUGUCAGACAUGAGGACCACAAUGUCAGACAUGAGGACCACAAUGUCAGACAGAGGCACCCACAAUGUCAGAGAUGAGGACCACAAGGUCAGACAUGAGGACCACAAUGUCAGACAUGAAGACCACAAGGUUAGAUAUGAGGACCAGAUGUCAGACGUAAACACCACAAUGUCAGAGAUGAGGACCACAAGCUACGUCAUCAUCCAGUUAUCCAACUCAAUGUCUUGUUACACAGAGAGUCUAGUGAACUGGUACACUGGGUCUCACCAGCAGCACACCACUAAGUACCCUUCUGGGCAGCACACAACCAAGUACCCUUCUGGGCAGGACACCACCAAGUGCCCUACUGGGCAGCACACAACCAAGUACCCUUCUGGGCAGCACACAAUCAAGUACCCUUCUGGGCAGCACACAACCAAGUACCUUUCUGGGCAGCACACAACCAAGUACCCUUCUGGGCAGGACACAACCAAGUACCCUUCUGGGCAGGACACCACCAAGUGCCCUACUGGGCAGCACACAACCAAGUACCCUACUGGGCAGCACACAACCAAGUACCCUUCCCUUCUGGGCCCUUCUGGGCAGGACACACACAACAACCAAGUACCCUACCCCUUCUGGGCAGCACACAACCAAGUACCCUUCUGGGCAGCACACCACCAAGUACCCUUCUGGGCAGGACACCACCAAGUACCCUUCUGGGCAGCACACAACCAAGUACCCUUCUGGGCAGCACACAACCAAGUACCCUUCUGGGCAGCACACCACCAAGUACCCUACUGGGCAGCACACAACCAAGUACACUGGGCAGGAUACACAACCAAGUACCCUUCUGGGCAGGACACAACCAAGUACCCUUCUGGGCAGCACACAACCAAGUACCCUUCUGGGCAGGACACAACCAAGUACCCUUCUGGGCAGCACACAACCAAGUACCCUUCUGGGCAGGACACCACCAAGUACCCUUCAAGGCAGGGGCAGCACAACACACCAAGUACCCUUCUGGGCAAGUACAGCACACCAACCAAGUACCCUUCUGGGCUGGACACCACCAAGCAGGGACACCACCAAGUACCCUUCUGGGCAGCACACCACCAAGUGCCCUACUGGGCAGCACACCACCCCUUCUGGGCAGCAAGUACCCUUCUGGGCAGCACACCACCACCAAGUACCCUUCUGGGCAGCACACACACCAAGUACCCUUCUGGGCAGGACACACCACCAAGUACCCUCACUGGGCAACACAACCCUUCUGGGCAGGACACCACCAAGUACCCUUCUGGGCAGGACACCACCAAGUACCCUUCUGGGCAGGACACCACCAAGUACCCUUCUGGGCAGGACACCACCAAGUACCCUUCUGGGCAGCACACCACCAAGUACCCUUCUGGGCAGGACACCACCAAGUACCCUACCAAAGUGGGGCAGGACACCUGCCAAGUACCCUUCUGGGCAGGACACCACCUGGCAGCCUGCCCUUCUGGGCAGCUGGGCAUACAGGAAGUUUCUGGGCAGGGACACCACACAAGUUCACAGAAGCAGAACACACAACCAAGUACACCACCAAGCUCCACAAAGAACCAUGUGGGCAAUAACCAACACAGGCUCCACAAAGUACCCUGUGGGGGAUACACAACACAGGCUCCACAAAGUAUCCUGUGGGGGAUACCCAACACAGGCUCCACAAAGAACCCUGUGGGGGAUACCCAACACAGGCUCCACAAAGAACCCUGUGGGGGAUACCCAACACAGGCUUCACAAAGUACCCUGUGGGAGAUACCCAACACAGGAUCUACAAAGUACCCUGUGGGGGAUACCCAACACAGGCUUCACAAAGAACCCUGUGGGGGAUACACAACACAGGCUCCACAAAGUACCCUGUGGGGGAUACCCAACACAGGAUCUACAAAGUACCCUGUGGGGGAUACCCAACACAGGAUCCACAAAGAACCCUGUGGGGAUACCCAACACAGGAUCUACAAAGUACCCUGUGGGAGAUACCCAACACAGGCUCCAAAAGUACCCUGUGGGAGAUACCCAACACAGGCUCCACAAGGCUCCACAAAAGUACCCUGUGGGGAUACCCAACACAGGCUCCACAAAGAACCCUGUGGGGAUACCCACAGCACAGGCUCCACAAAGAACCCUGUGGGGAUACCCAACACAGGCUCUACAAAGUACCCUGUGGGGAUACCCAACACAGGCUCCACAAAGCACCCUGUGGGGAUACCCAACACAGGCUCCACAAAGUACCCUGUGGGGAUACCCAACACAGGAUCUACAAAGUACCCUGUGGGGAUACCCAACACAGGCUCUACAAAGAACCCUGUGGGGAUACACAACACAGGCUCCACAAAGUACCCUGUGGGGGAUACCCAACACAGGAUCUACAAAGUACCCUGUGGGGGAUACCCAACACAGGCUCCACAAAGAACCCUGUGGGGGAUACCCAACACAGGAUCCACAAAGUACCCUGUGGGAGAUACCCAACACAGGCUCCACAAAGUACCCUGUGGGAGAUACCCAACACAGGCUCCACAAAGUACCCUGUGGGGGAUACCCAACACAGGCUCCACAAAGAACCCUGUGGGGGAUACCCAGCAUAGACCCCACAGUAAGAAGUACCCUGUGGGGAUACCCAACACAGGAUCUACAAAGUACCCUGUGGGGAUACCCAACACAGGCUCCACAAAGAACCCUGUGGGGGAUACCCAACACAGGAUCUACAAAGUACCCUGUGGGAGAUACCCAACACAGGCUCCACAAAGUACCCUGUGGGAGAUACCCAACACAGGCUCCACAAAGUACCCUGUGGGGGAUACCCAACACAGGCUCCACAAAGUACCCUGUGGGGGAUACCCAACACAGGCUCCACAAAGAACCCUGUGGGGGAUACCCAACACAGGCUCCACAAAGUACCCUGUGGGGAUGAACCCUGUGGGGAUACCCAGCAUAGACUCCACAAAGUACCCUGUGGGGGAUACCCAACACAGGAUCUACAAAGUACCCUGUGGGGGAUACCCAACACAGGCUUCACAAAGAACCCUGUGGGGGAUACACAACACAGGCUCCACAAAGUACCCUGUGGGGGAUACCCAACACAGGAUCUACAAAGAACCCUGUGGGGGAUACCCAACACAGGCUCCACAAAGAACCCUGUGGGGGAUACCCAACACAGGCUCCACAAAGUACCCUGUGGGGGAUACCCAACACAGGAUCUACAAAGUACCCUGUGGGGGAUACCCAACACAGGCUCCACAAAGAACCCUGUGGGGGAUACCCAACACAGGCUCCACAAAGUACCCUGUGGGGGAUACCCAACACAGGCUUCACAAAGAACCCUGUGGGGGAUACCCAACACAGGCUCCACAAAGAACCCUGUGGGGGAUACCCAACACAGGCUUCACAAACAACACUGUGGGGGAUACCCAACACAGGCUUCACAAAGAACCCUGUGGGGGAUACCCAACACAGGAUCUACAAAGUACCCUGUGGGGAAUACCCAGCAUAGACUCCACAAAGAACCCUGUGGGGGAUACCCAACACAGGCUUCACAAACAACACUGUGGGGGAUACCCAACACAGGCUCCACAAAGUACCCUGUGGGGGAUACCCAACACAGGCUUCACAAAGUACCCUGUGGGGGAUACCCAACACAGGCUCCACAAAGUACCCUGUGGGGGAUACCCAACACAGGAUCUACAAAGACCUCUAGGACACCUGCCCCACCCAAAGGACUUCCUUCACACCUCCCCUACCCCAGGAACUAUAGGACACCUGCCCCACCCAAAGGACUUCCUUGACACCUCCCAGGACCUAAAGGACACCUGCCCCACCCAAAGGACUUCCUUGACACCUCCCAUACCCCCAGGACCUCUAGAACACCUGCCCCACCCAAAGAACUUCCUUGACACCUCCCCUACCCCCAGGACCUUAGGACACCUGUCCCACCCAAAGGACUUACUUGACACCUCCCCUACCCCCAGGACCUCUAGGACACCUGUCCCACCCAAAGGACUUCCUUGA
Molecule: messenger RNA, 4026 nt
Organism: Haliotis rubra (blacklip abalone)
Lineage: Eukaryota; Metazoa; Mollusca; Gastropoda; Lepetellida; Haliotidae
Exons: 5
Coding region: 1-4026 (1341 amino acids)
Source: RefSeq, a predicted model, not a curated record